Pocillopora damicornis (cauliflower coral) is the source of this 2849-nucleotide messenger RNA. RefSeq lists its product as uncharacterized. The record is from RefSeq and is a predicted model, not a curated record. NCBI's taxonomy places the organism in Eukaryota, Metazoa, Cnidaria, Anthozoa, Scleractinia, Pocilloporidae.
AAUUAGCAUAACAAAUAUGCAAGACAAACAAGUGUACUUGUCGUCUCAGGAGAUGUCAGCUGAGCACAGGAGAACUCAGGGUGACAGUUGGGACGCAGUCUACAGCAGCACAACUCUGAGGUCAGCGCUACGAAGACUUUUACCCCGUACAAUGCUUGCAGGGCGAAACGGAAACAUAAAUAGCUCAACCGAAGGAAAACUUGAAGGAUUGAAUGAAUUGGAGGAUACUGUGGGAAGUGGAUCAUCUUUUGCUGAUAUCUGGGACAACUCAAGCGUCGAGAUCAGAGACCAAGACAAAGGAGACUACAAUGCUACAACAAGCUUGUUGCUAACUUGUAAAAGCCAGGUUAUUUAUCCUUAUUUCUACAUCCUCUCCUUGGUUGCCUGGCGACCAUUUAAUAUUCAAUCCUUUCGUUACCAAGGAUGUUCAAUGCGGAAAUUCUUGAACAUUAUAUACACACUGAUUAUUUUUGUCCUGAUUAUCUUCAGUUAUGUGUCAAGCAUAUUAGCUUGUCAAGCCAGGCUAGAGAUACCUUUGACACCAGCAACAAAACUUCCAAAAUCUCAACCAAAUUCUCACCAUGGCAACAUUAACACAGCGCCAACAAUGCCAACAACAAACCACACAAAUAAAACAUCAACUUCAGCAGUCAUGGAGUGUACUCAUAUAUUUAGCACAUACGUGGUACCAGAUAUUCUUCACUUUCUAGCAUUUUUGAUCGGAUUCUACAUGUUUAGGAUUCAAGAGAGUGAGGGCCUCCAUGCACUGAUAGAAAAGGUUUUUUUGCUUAGUUCAGUUCCCAGAAGAAUCACCUCAAGGCUGCGGUUUUUCCUUUUUGGUGGUUUUUUCAUAGUGUUCCUGGGCAUCUGUAAUUUUAUUUUGUUUUGUUUUGCCUACAAUUUGGAGUCAGUCACAGGAUUCAUAAAAAACCCAAGAGCUCAGCGGAUUGCAGCAGUUGUAAUGGGACUGGGCCGACUUGUAGAGUUAUGUGUCAGUGUUGUUACUAUUGUAAAUUACUGUGCACAGUGUGAAUUGUUGAUUUUCUAUAUUCGUGAAAUUACAUUGCGCAUGGAAGAGAAAACCAAAGAUCUUGACAGCAUAAUGAAGGACAUUCUUGAAGUAAAGAAAAAUCUCUCCAGAGUGAAUGGACUUAUAUCAGUGAUUGCAACUCUUAUAAUAUUUAGUUACUUUGAACUUUCUGUGAUAGGGGUUUGUAACUUGUCACUUCAGUUUAACAAAUUAUUAGUAGAAUGGAGAAAACUGAUGUACAGAAUCUUUAAACCACUGAUAAGUUUUGCCAUCAUCAUUUUCCCUAUAACUAUCGCUGCUCGUUUGACUUCAGCUGCUCGUAAACUUAAACAGAAUAGUUUGCAGAUCAGAGUGUUUGGAUAUCCUUCUGCUUCUCAACUGGAUUUGGAUUCAUUUGUAUUGUUUACACACAGUGCUGAAAUGAAGGCCAAGCUGCUGUUUAUGCCAGUUCAAUUCUCUUUUCUGUCUGGUGUUGUGGCAGUAGUGGUGUUUGUACUCCUACUCAUGUUACAGUUGGGCAUUAUUGCUGGCAAGAAUAAAUACCUUUGAGAGGAGGACCCCAUUGUGAAGAGGACCCUUAUGUGAAGGGGACCCUGAUAUGAACAAGACCCUGAUGUGAACAGGACCUUGAUGUGAGCAGGACCUUGAUGUGACACUUAUUUGUGCCCCUGGCAGAGAGGAUCAAAAAGACUACCUACAGUUUAUCUAAAGAAGUAAACCUAAGCAAAUGGCUUGGAUAACAGUGGGUGAUCAGCAUUUAUGACAUCCUUUGUGCUUCAUUCAUCUUUUCUGUCUUAAUUAAUUUAUCAAUCAUAUUAAUUGAUUUUCAAGCAAAAACCUGUAAGGGUAAGAUAUCUGAAAAAUAAUAUCUUUGAAUGAAGUAUUCAAAUUUCUACCAUAUCUACCUUUUGUUGAGCAUUCUCUUGUGAGAGAAACUUUUUUUACGUUAAAAGAGCUGUGUUGCUGGUUCACUUUAAUUUUGCUUUUUGUAUGAAAAUUUCCUUUGAAUUUUUUCUCAAUGAAAAAAGAAAAAAAACAGGUUUUCUGAUAAAUUACUGCAUAGACCAAUGUCAAAUAUUGAAGUAGAUAUGCAAGUAACAAUUUUCUGGAAAAAAGAAGUUUCAUUUGUUGCAUUUGGUAUCCAGCAAGUUAUUAGCAAAUGUACUCCAUGUUGCUGCAGGUCUUUUCAGGAAUAGAUCACAGAUAACAUCAAAAUGUAGUUAAAACAACAAAGUAGCACAUGAAGCACAGCCGAGUGUGUCACUGAUGCUUUUGUCCUCUUCAACAGAUCAUGAGUAAGAACCGAUCAAAAAAUGAGUGAAUAUUUUAGCUUAUCAUAUAAUGAAUAAUAACAGCAAUUGAAGAAAUGACUGAUGUAAAAAUCCAUUUGCUAGUCUUCGGCAUAUAAUUUGAAUAUUGUCAAUGACAAAUGUUGCAGAUAUAUUUUUAUAUAUCUGCAUUAUAAGUGUCCCUCUUUCUCAUGAAGAUUACUUUGACAGUAGUAUAUUGAACAAAGUAUGAUAACUUGAUUAUCUAUUUGUGAAGAAGAAUCCAUUGUGAACAAGACGUGCUUACUAGUGAUGUAAGAUUUAUCGUUCACAAAGAAAUUCUCUUUAAAUAUUGUUUACAAAGAUUACCGGUAUCUGUAAUAUGUAAUAAUUAUUGAAACUGUAAUAAUUGUAAAAUCUGUAAUAAUUAUUCUAAACUGUACAAAAUUUGAAGAUUGUUAUAAUUAUUACCAUUGUAAUAAUUAACAAAUUUUCCGAACUCGUAAAGCAAUGUGAAAUAUAAGAAUAUUUCUAGAUGACAAUGUACUCGA